Molecule: messenger RNA, 928 nt
Organism: Daphnia magna
Lineage: Eukaryota; Metazoa; Arthropoda; Branchiopoda; Diplostraca; Daphniidae
Exons: 2
Coding region: 143-823 (226 amino acids)
Source: RefSeq, a predicted model, not a curated record
GCUAUUUAAAAAAAAAAAAAAAAGGUAAAAUGCUUGGCUGGCCGUCAUAACUAAGCGUCGAGUAUAAAUAUGGUUGGGGAGCGUCUUCGAAAAAUGAGCCACUCUUCCAACUCACUUGGUACCGGGAAUAACACCAGCAAACAUGAAACUUCCAGUCAUCAUUUUUUCUUUGGUUAUUGCCACUGGCAUGGCCGCUCCAUUGAAUGUGGUCUAUCCACACGUGCAGGCAUUCCCAUCUCCGUUUGCUCACGCAGUCCCGGUACAUAUCGUUCACGCCAUUCCAGCCGUCGAGACUAGGGUUCACUAUGCCGAGACUCCCGUAGUAGUCGGUCAUUCCACUCAAAUCCUGAAGCCCAAUUUGAAUCCAUUCGUCGUGGCUCCUUUAGUGGCACCUUCAAUUGCCGUCGCUCCAUCAGCUGAUCCCGCCAUUAUCGAAGCGAAAAAAGACGAAGAAAAAUCAGCGGGUAAAGUAAAGACACCCACGGAGAAAGCUGCUGAAGAUGUUAACAUUCCAUUAACGUACGUCGCUCAUCGGUUUGCCUUCGCUGCACCGACUGUCUUGGAUGUCAAGGCCUCCGUCCCAGCUGGUGAUGCUCCUCCCGUGGAUCAACUAGUUACUAAACAAAAGGUUAUUGCUCCCGUUCGUGCCAUCUCCGAAGUGACUCCACAGGUUCACGUGCAACAUCCGACUAAAAUUAAUGUCGAAAAGGUCGCAGUUGAAGUGCCAGUGGCUACACCGUAUGCUCUUCCUGUUCCUGUUCCCGUAGCGCCUCAUUACGAGAUCCACCACGUUCACACUCCCGCACUGACCGUUGUGGCUUGAAAAUAAGUUUGUGAUAUCAUUUGUUAUGUACUUAAAUCGACUGUUAACACACCUUUCGAUUCAACUGUUAUAUCAUCGCAUUGGCAAUACAUCGUUUUUAAUCGA